Molecule: messenger RNA, 3122 nt
Organism: Oncorhynchus masou masou (cherry salmon)
Lineage: Eukaryota; Metazoa; Chordata; Actinopteri; Salmoniformes; Salmonidae
Product: SIN3-HDAC complex-associated factor-like
Exons: 6
Coding region: 177-857 (226 amino acids)
Biological process (GO): negative regulation of cell migration
Cellular component (GO): Sin3-type complex
Source: RefSeq, a predicted model, not a curated record
GACACGUUACACUCCUAAUAUGGUGUUUCUACGAUGGAACGCUUUAUUAUCAUCUUUUUUAUGCUAAUGUCAUUCUAAUACCCAGCUGUAUGCAGUAGUAGUAGUAAGGCAUGCGCAGUGUGUAAAAAGACAACGGCGAAGAUUCAAAGUUUUUGUUCGGGUUCUCAUUGAUCAUCAUGUUUGGUUUUCACAAGUCUAAGAUAUAUCGCAGCCAUGAAGGAUGUUGCAUUUGCAAGACCAAGUCCUCCAGUUCACGCUUUACUGACAGCAGCAGAUAUGAAGAAACCUUCAGGCUAUGUUUUGGGUUGUCAGAGGAUCGUGUGGGAGACAUCUGCAAUGCCUGUGUGCUGUUAGUAAAAAGAUGGAAAAAACUGCCAAAAGGCUCUAAGAAGAACUGGAACCAUGUUGUGGAUGCAAGAGCUGGGCCUGGCUUCAAGCUAACCAAACCCAAGAAGAUGAAGAACAGUGAUGGGAAGAAGAAAAGCAAACUGAAGAGGCUUCACAAAUUCAAAAGACAAAACUCGGAUGCCCACAGCACGACUUCCAGCAUGUCUCCAUCCCAGUCCCCCAGCUACGAGUCAGAUGACGGCUCAGACAUUGAGUCCAAACAGAGGCGCCCCACUCCUUCUGUCUUUUCCUUCCUGGACCGUUCUUACUGGAAAAGACAAAAGGUGUGCUGUGGGAUUGUGUACAAGGGGCGUUUUGGUGAGGUGAUGAUUGACCCGCGUCUCUUCAAGCCCUGCUGCAGCUCCAAGAAGCAGGAGACGUUGAUUCCCAUGCAGGACACGCACCUUCCCCUUCCCGCCAUUCACCCCCCGCCUCUCCCGCUACCAGAAGCCCUGAAAAAGGACUGGUGAUGGCUCUUGAGUACCCUCUUGGGGUAACCAUGGCACCCUACAAGUUGUCUCCAGUGGCAGACUACCCCCCCCCCCCCCAAACCAUUCCCUAUUAGUUCACUGUGCAUUUAGAUGGCUAAAUGAUUUUCCUAUUUUUGCUUUGAUAUGUGUAUUUGUAAUUUUUUUUAACAUGUAAUUCAUUUUGUCUUUUUUUUUUUUAAGAACUAAAAUGAACCCAAAAAAAUGAUUUUAUAAAUGCAUUAGUUGUACUAUUUAUAGGAUGAGGUAGAAUUCUAUUUGGCCUUGAAGGGCACACUAUUCAGGUCUGAUUAAUUUGGUUUGCAACAUUUAAAGUGUCUUUUCUGUGUUACGGUUACCAGCAUUUGUAUAUAUUAUGUUAUUUUUGCCAGCAUCCAGACUUGUUGUUUAUUUUUUACAGCUGUCUAAUUGGCAAUGAAGUAUUCUUGUGCUGAUCUGCAAGACUCCACCAGCUAGAUUUCUAAAACCAGCUUAUUUGCAUUGAUGGAAUGGAUAUUUUAAGUCUAAUACUUGUUUUCCCCUGACACUCAAGCAGAUUUAAUUCGAUUUAUAGCAUCUUAAUAUAUAAAGGGUUAUGGGCUAAGAGUAUUUAGGGGUCUUCAGUGAAUUUAUACAUGCAUGUGUUGUCACACUUUCCCACACAUGCAUGGUUUGGUAAGCACUGAGUAGUAUUGUAUGUUGUCAGAUGUGUUAACACUCCGUACCAUGAGCGUAUCUAUUGCUUUUCCAGCAAUUUCUUGCAAGUGAAUCACGAUAGAUUGAGUUCGACCAAGCAUGCAGAACUCAUCUUUGUCUUGGAAUGAAAACCAGCAAUUAUUUAUUUGUAGUCUUCCAUGAGCUGAAAAUGCACAUUUUUAUAACCAUAUGUUGAAGUGUUCUUGUAUAUACACUUGUGAGUGUUUUGGCUAUGAGAACUAUUUUUUAAAUUACAAUGCAUCUUUUUAAACCACUAAAUGUGUACAGAUGUGGAAAUAUUUAGAUUGAGGCAUUAUUUUAUGGCAUCACUUGUAACUUAUUCAUUGGUCAAUAAGUGGCUAGCCUAAUCCCCAAGUUUGUCACAACACUUCAGGGGGUUGUGUUUGGUAAGGCACAAUGCAGCAAAGCUUUAGCAACCAAUUUUGAAAAUGAGCAGUGUGGUUUUGGUCAACUUCCGGCAGUAACAGUUUGUGCCUGCUGAAUACCACCCAUUUCUUUGUCCUAUGAGUUGAAGGCUAAAGCAAUACUUACACUAUUAAUGUUCUGUGUUUGUUGGCAUCUUGUUAUUCUGUUAUUGAACGUGUAUUUUACAGAAGCAAAUCAAAGCUGAGACUAUGCAGACAUUUUGAAUGUGAGAAAUUACCAAAAUGUUAAAGGAGCAACAUUUGUAAGUCCAUCUCUGCCUCGUAGCAAAAUUGUUUUUUUCUGCGUUUCAUUGUUUUACAUCAAUAUUUCAUAAUUAUAAUGCGGCUUUGCCUCAAGCGACAACAUACGUUUCUGGUUCGUUUUCUAUACAUUUCUGGUCAGUGGUCGAGUCAAACCAAUCAGGUGUGUACCUCUUAAAUAAUGCACAGUUUUGCAGUAAGUGGCGUGAAUUAUUAUCAGUUUGUUGUCAGGCAUGCAGACCGGUAGCCUGAGUGACAGUCUGUCUGUUCUGUCAUGCCAACUUCUUGUUACUCAUUGUCAUGCCAAACAUUAUAUAGCUUGACACGAUCAGUGGAGUUUGCAAGAGCACAAACUGAUCUGGCACCUGGCUAGUAGACAGUGUAUCCUGUUGUGCAAAGUUAUUUAUUUGCUAUAACUGAACUAAAUCAGAAUGGUUUGUGUCAAUAUACUGUAUAACCUUGGUUUUCAAAACAGUUACUUUUGUGUAGCAGGUUAGUUGAGUGUUUUAAAUCUUUCUGUGAUUCUUAAAUAGUGUCAUUAAAAGGAGAGCUGAUGCUUCCUUUUAUCAAGAUGGAAAUUCUAAACUGUUUUUGUAUAUAGGGAAAUGACUAUUUUAUUGGUGUUUGCAUGGCACAUUUGAUCAUAUGUGUGCCUUAUAAGAAUGAACAUGCCUUUUACAUCAUGAAAUUCCAUCUGUAAUGUCAUUUAAUAUUUAUUUAUUUCAAAUCCAUUUGUAAAACUGAUGCUGUAAAUUGAACCGUUAGGACCUUCAAGUCAUUUUCAUUUUGUGCACUUCUUUCGGUUUUGUUUUGUUUUUGUCUAUAUUGUUAUUCUGUAUCUCCACAACUGCAUUAGUUCUGUCUUGUAAUAAAACAUAAAAUAUCA